Molecule: messenger RNA, 4700 nt
Organism: Amoebophrya sp. A120
Lineage: Eukaryota; Dinophyceae; Syndiniales; Amoebophryaceae
Source: the annotation of a GenBank genome assembly
AUGAGCAGCAGCUCCAGCCUGGCCACUCCCGCGCAUCAGGCCAUGGUCAGUGGCUCUAAUUUCGGCACAGGUGGAGCAGUUCCGAAUGGCAACACUACUUUCACGACCAGCGGUAAUAUCAACAACAUGCUUCCGGGAGCUGCAGGCGCACCAGGUGGAGGUGCAAAUACAACUUCUGCGCCUCUAGCAGGAAAUCAAAAUCUCCCCGGGCAGAUCAUGCUCGGUCAACAAGCGACGGCGAGCUCCUCUUCAUCCCUUCCCACGGCAAACACCACGAUGGGGGAUGUGAUCAACCAGAUCCACCGGCUCCACGCCCCCUCCGGGCCCACCGGCGCGCAGGAGGCCACGCAGUGGCUGAUGGCCUGGCAGCAGGGGUGCAGUUGGGAGGCGCUGUUGCAGCUCCUGCAGAGCUCCGGCGCCACCGACCCGCUCACCUUCUUUUUCGCAGCGAACCUCCUCGCGCAGAAGGCCCAGACCGGGAAAUCGGCCACCAUGCAAAUCGCGGAUCGGAUUUUGGAAUUCAUCGUGGAAUUGAGCAAUUUGAUGAUAAACGCGCAGAACGGCAACCAGCCAAUCCCCAACGCGAAAAAAAUCACGGUCGUGAAACGACAAUUGUGCGUCGCCUACGCCGACCUGGCGCUGUACGGGCACGCCUCGUUGGAGAAAGCGGUGCAGGCACUGCAGGUGAACCACUACCAAACCAUGCUGGAGAUGUUGAAGAUAUUUCCCGAGGAAGUAAAGAGUCCAAAGGUACACGAUCAGCGAGUUUUCAUGUAUUUCUGUUUGUUUAGGAGUUGUGGUGUAAAAUGAACCGCAUAAUUUGGGUUUGGCCUGUUUGGAAUUAUCGAUGCGCUCGAGGCAACAUCGCAUGUUUCCGUGUGAAGUAGAGUGCGAAGUAUGCGACAGCACACCCGUUUCUGCAAACCCAGGUGACCGUCGACGCAGAGAAGCGCAUGCAGCUCGUAAACAAGCUGCUGCUCACACAGGAACAGGUUUUUGACGCGCUGGCCGGCGCGGAAACAGAUACACACCUGAAGCUACAGGCAGCCGCCGAGUGGCUUUCCCUGCCCACACCCCAGGUGAUCGCGAGCAAGGAAAGCGGGGCUAAAUUUACCGCAGAGAUUAUCAGGAGAAGGGUAUAAUGAAAGAAUACUUUAAAAUGAGCCAGCAUUAUACUACAUUUUUGAAGAUGGAGAUGCAAUCUGUAUCUACUGCUCUUACCGGAUCCACUUUAUGUCGAUGGAUUCGUGACACGAAAACAAGAACAAACCAAAAAACCCCAGUGUUGGGAGCAUCCCUUGCUCCAAAAAGCCGCCCAGUGCCUGGCGUUAGAGGACAUGGAGAUCGCCGAUGCCGCUUGUUCCUGUUUGAUUGCGCUCAUAGGCCUCACCAACGAGUACUCGGAACUCACCUCACCGGCGCUUGACUUAGUCGCCCGGUCCACCAUAAACCUCGCAAAUCUGCUCAGCCCACCCAUCGAUCCGGCCUCCUGGCUGCCGUCCGGCCCCACGUCGCCCGACGCGGAACUGCCGAUAGUUCGGAUGAACCUUAUUUCCCGUAUCCUCGCCGAGAUGGGCCCGCACUACUGCCGCGCACUGCUCCACAAGGCCAACUGGUGCGACCAAUUCGCCGAGGUGGCACUGCACUGGCUGCAGAUACGCCAGGUCGACUUGGCGCGCGGCGGGCUGGAAUUUUGGUACGGCGCCAUCGUCAGUCACCACAGCGAUCCGGUCAACGCCUGCGAAAAGGAGCAGCUGCACCCCUGGCUGGAAAAGUUUACCUACGCCUGCUUGAAAUGCACCAGGUACCCAGCAAAUCCGGAUGCGCACAUAGGUAUAGUGUCUAAUUUAUUAGGUUUGAUCUGCAAACAAGAGAUCAUGUUCAGUUGCGGUCCCCGCAGCUGUGUCAAAGGCAACUUCCGUCCUUUUGUGUUGUUUCCUUUCGCGAGGCCCGGGAAGAUAAUUGAAAAUCACUCUCCACAGGUUUCGAAACGGACCAUUUUGUGCGGUUUCGGGAGCAGUGCAACCAGUGUUUAACCGAGGCGGUGGCCCAGGUUCUGCCGGUCAGCUGGGUAAUACACGUCGUGGGGGACGAAAUCAACAAGCUACACGAGUGGAACGACUUGGACGCCGCAAUUUUCAUCCUGACCGGCGUCGCACCACGUAAAAGUUUUUUUUUGUCAUGCGGAACACCUUUGCGUAUAAGAGCUUUUGUCAUGCCAAACACAUAUUAGACGAGUACAACAAACCCAAAUUCAACAAUUCCAGGCGCCCGUGCCGGCCAGGACAACGUGAUCCCGCGCUUGAUCGAGAGGAUACCAAAUUUUCCCUACCCCGAAACCGGCCUCCCCGCGCUGCUCCUCCGGAUUAGCGCGGGACGGUUGAUCCUCUACACCGCGGGGUAUUUAGCGUUUAAGGAGGAGGCGCUGGUCCCGACGCUGAUGUUUUUGUUGCAGCAACUCCUGCCCAGUCUGCCCAAAAUUGAGUGCCAGGACAAAGACCUGAAGCAGUACGCGCAGGCGAUUUGCACCGACGCGCUGCGCAGCACCACGCAGGCGGCCAAGGACAAGCUGAUCGAGAUUGACAACGGGCAGUUUUGGCCGAAAGUGAUCAACUCCAUCGUGGAGCUCGUGUUAAACGGCAAUUUUCACCCUGACGUCCGGCCCCAGCUGGUCUUUCCAGUAGGGCACAUCAUCGGAGCCAUGCGCGACUACCAAACGCUGGAAUCGACGUUGGCGCAGUUCGUGCAGCGGCUCGAACCGCCCCAGUCCGUGUUGAAUUACCCGGACAAUCGGGAGGGGAAAGGACCCCCGGAAUUGAAGCUGUAUCUCGCAGCUUUAUCCUGUUGCUACGACAUAAAGGUACAGCUAAGGAUUUUCUUUGAAAUGUCGUGCACUGGAUGAAAAAAGAGCCUGCUUUGAAAAUUUCAUCAUCGCUUUACACAAUGCAGAUACAGAUAGUUGAUUUGUGGCGUUGCGAUGUCCUCCCCUUGCUCCUCUUUUUGCACUAUUCGAGCCUCAUCUUCAAAAAACAAAAGUAUGAAUUCACAACACACAUCAUGAAAAAUAAACAGAUAGCAGAGAACUCGGACGCAAAGCACCCGGUUUUGAGCUUCUGGGAGAAUCAGUGGCCGCAGAUAGAAAGGAUGACCGAAUACGCCGUGACGAAAAAUUGGGAGGAUUAUGUGGAGCAGUUCUGCCUCUCCCUGAACUUCAUUUUCCAGAGCGCGCAGGCCCAUGCGAUCAUGUCACCACUGUUGGGGAAAGCCCUGAAUCUGCUCGGGAAGGCGGCAGAGGUGAAGCCAACGACACACUUAUGGGAAGAAAAAAAAUUAUUCUGCGAUGAAUCGGGAAGAUUGAGACAAUAAAUUGAUGUCUUUUCUUGUCCAUGAUGAUCGCAUUUAUGACGUGCGUCGUCCGCUUGUAGUUAUUGCAUGGCCAAGUGUGAUAAUUGUUGUUGAUACGGUGGGGUGUAAUACAGGUCGUAGAAGAAGAGGCGUAUCUUGUGUCGAGAGUGAGCUGGCGCUCCUUUUAUAUGGAGGGAUGUGGAAGAAAAAAAACGCUGUUUGCCUCUGUUUUGUUCUCGCUUUCCAAAACAAACUUCGCAGAAUUUAAAUUUUCAUUUGGAUAAGCCUACUACACCCUCGUCAGAACCGUCAUGGGCCUGUUCGCGCCGCAUGGUAUUGCUUGCCUUUGUCAUGAUUUUCAACAAAAAGCAUUUGUUUCAUAAAAAGUUUUUGCCAUGGUAUCUAUCGGGGACACUCACACUACCACUAGAACGCUUUGUUGCAGAACUCCGUGCAUGAAAUUCAACAUGCAUAAGAUACACAACUGAUACCCACUACAGGUAUAAAAGAAGUGGACGAUCAGCUGGUAGGUUUCCUGGGCGUUUUCGCCACGCCUGUUGCCCGGCUGUGCAAAGAGCACCAGUGCCAGCCCGACAUUGCGGCUGCGUGCUUCGAGAUGCUCGGGGACGCCCUGCGGUGGUCCAAUUUGGCGAACGGCUCGCUGCAAUCCCCCUGGCUCGCGGACGUCUUCGACUCAGCACUGCAGUUUUUGAAGUCUCCCGCCGAGAUAGCAACGCACGAACAGGCUCUGACCGCGGUGUUGAGGUAUAGUACGAUAAAGAUCUUCGAUGUGGUUGAGGUUGACCACGAUGAACACGAGCUGCUCAAUGGCAAUUCAUUGUCGUUGCUACUGUAACAUCUGCAUGCGCUUGAUUUGCCGUGUUUUUUCCAGCUGUAGUCCAACGUCACCAGUACAACGACACGAUUUGAGCUUGCACUUACUUUCCAAAACCCACACCAGGUUUUUCUGUUCCUUCCUCCGUUGGGCGUCUGAGGGUCCCGACGUGGUGAAGUUCGCGAAACCGCUUUGGGAGCGGGAGGGCCGCGUGCAGGAGCUGGUGUCCGCCCUGCUGAAUCUGAUGGCAAUGUGCGCGUCGAACCCGAAAGCCACCACGGUCGGUGGGGUCGCGGAGGUGAUCCGCCCCAUGUUGCAGGGUCCCAUGGAGUUCGACGCCAAAACGUGUUUGCGCGAGGGGUUGCAGAACCUGGCGCCGCCGCUGAAAAAGUCGCCGAUGGAGGCACACAAACUCGUCGAAACCAUGGCCAUCGCGAAGGUCGACCAGCGGCGCUUCCACAAAAUACUCUACGACCUGGCGGAGAACUUUCACGCACUCUUGAAGCGCAGUCAGACGUAA